Molecule: messenger RNA, 1486 nt
Organism: Grus americana (Whooping crane)
Lineage: Eukaryota; Metazoa; Chordata; Aves; Gruiformes; Gruidae
Product: intercellular adhesion molecule 3-like
Exons: 5
Coding region: 432-1436 (334 amino acids)
Biological process (GO): cell adhesion
Molecular function (GO): integrin binding
Source: RefSeq, a predicted model, not a curated record
AAAUUUGCCGGACCGUGGGGUCCCGCGUGGAUUCGGUGUCUGUGGGUGGCCAGAAUUUUCGGGGCGGCUGUGGCAGAGUGGUUUGUCUCCCCUUUCGUCAUCAAGCCCAGCUGCCUCCCCUCCUGCAAGGGGCAGAGCUAUCCGUGUACCCGCCCCUGCCGAUGUGCCAGGAUCUGGCUGCCCUUGCCAGAGCCGGCAAACGUUUCGGUGGGAGAUUUAUCUAACUGGGUGUUGUCUGGGGAUGGCGGCUGGGGUUUCUGGUUAUCGCUGGUGAGGCAGGAGGGUGGGCCUGGAUAUUUUGCCCCCCUUCCCCAGCAUCCAGAGCUCCGGCACAGGAAGGUGGGGGCCAGGCGUAGAAGAAAGGGAGGAAAUGUGGUAAGAGGCAACGUUUCCCCCGCUGCCGGUGCAACUGCGCUCACUGGUGCCAGACGAUGGAUCCCCGCCGGAGCUGGGGGGCGAUGGCUUUGCUCUGCCUCCUCGUGCCGAGGGGGCGCCCCGAUCAUUGCCGGGUAUCCAUCUCCCCCGAGGAACCGACGGUGGAGUUUGGCACCUCCCUCCUCUUCAACUGCACCAGCUCGUGCCGUAACUACAGCCGGCUGAACUGGGAGGUCUCCAUCACCAAGAUGGGGGCGCAGGGACCCGGUUGGGUGUCCCUCAAUAUCCCCAACGUCACCGACUGGAGCUUGGAGCUCCAGUGUUUCGGCAUGUUCGGGGGGGAGCGGGUAAUCACAAGCACCACUCUCCGCGCUUACCGGUUCUCGCCCCCCCAAAUUUAUCUGGAGGGUGACGUGGUGGCGGGCAAAGAGGCGCGUGUCACCUGCAACGCGUCCGCCCAGGUCUCCCGCUCCGACCCCCCAAAUCUUAGCCUGACGCUGCGGGGUGGGGGGCUCCCCCCCAGCACCCACUGGGGUCCCUCCGUGGCGUUGGAUUUCACGGCGCGGCCGGAGCAGCACGGCCAGGAGGUGACGUGUGAGGCCGUGUUACAGCUUGGGCGCCAUACGGUCAACGCCAGCGCCACCACCGCGCUGCAGGUCUGGGCCGCCCCCCACGAUGUCCGGGUGCGGGCAUCGCGCACCGUAUUCACCGCCGGUGCAAACCUCACGGUGAUGUGCCGGGCGGAGGGGAACCCCCCGCCGCGGUUCCGCUGGGAGCUGCCCACCAACGCCGGCUGGGAGCUGCAGGACGGCGGCACCACCGUCACCAUCCCGGCUGGCCAACGGGCGCACGGUGGCACCUACCGCUGCCUGGCCGAGAACCGCUACGGCACCGGCACUGCCAGCAUCGACAUCCUCUUCCAAGCAUCCUCCCGCAGCCCCCUGAUCCCCGUGGUCGUGACCUUGGCUGUGGUCGUCACGCUGGCCGCUCUCACCGUCACCUGGUGGUUUUCCCGUGCCCGAAGCUGGAAGCCGAUGCCGGAUGGAUCCCAGCCCAACUAGUCCUGCCUGGCCACGCUGUACGUGGGAGCAAAGAGCAAUUUUCCUCCAUC